AACAAAAGAAAAGAAGGCGAGAGUUGCAGACACACACAGGUGCCAAGGACAAGGAGACGGGUCUGAUAAUUUUCUCCUUUUCAGUCCACUACGCUUCUCUCUCUCUCUCUCUCUCUCUCUCUCUCUCUCUAAAUUCCUACGGUUUUCUAAUUCCCUCUCUCGUAUUUGCUUUCUCUUCCCAAAACCCCUCCACUCUCACUUCUUCUUGGAAAUUCAAUUUCCCCUUUUUGUUCUAUCUUCCUAUUUUCCUCAAUUGGCGAAUUCUUUUGCAUUUCGGGAAACGCCGGAAAGGUUGGUUCGUUCGGGUCAGGUUUGGGCCGUUGUAGAACCGGAUAAGACGAGAUCUGGCUAAAUCUAUUUCUUGGGUUCGAAAUUGUGAUCCAAUCGGAGCUUCAGUGAAUUACCGUUUUGGAUCCGAUCGGGGGAGAAACAGCGCCAUCAGAUGGCGCUGUUCAGACGAUUAUUUUAUCGGAAGCCGCCGGAUCGGCUUCUCGAGAUCUCCGAACGGGUGUACGUUUUUGAUUGCUGCUUCUCCACCGAUGUCUUGGAAGAAGAUGAGUACAAAGUAUACUUGGGUGGCAUUGUAGCACAAUUACAAGACUACUUUCCAGAUGCUUCUUUUAUGGUGUUUAACUUUAGAGAAGGGGAGAGGCGGAGCCAAAUUUCAGACGUGCUGUCUCAGUAUGACAUGACAGUUAUGGAUUACCCUCGGCAAUAUGAGGGUUGCCCACUGUUGCCACUAGAGAUGAUUCAUCACUUCCUUCGAUCAAGUGAAAGUUGGUUGUCAUUGGAGGGGCAACAGAAUGUGCUGUUGAUGCACUGUGAAAGAGGAGGAUGGCCUGUCCUUGCGUUUAUGCUUGCAGGUCUUCUGCUAUACCGUAAGCAAUACAAUGGGGAGCAGAAGACUCUUGAAAUGGUUUACAAGCAAGCUCCUAGGGAACUUCUCCAUCUUUUGUCUCCCUUAAACCCACAGCCUUCGCAGCUGAGAUAUCUUCAAUACAUUUCACGAAGAAAUUUGGGAUCUGACUGGCCUCCAUCAGAUACACCUUUACUUUUGGAUUGUCUGAUACUUAGAAACCUUCCACUUUUUGAUGACGGAAAAGGUUGCAGGCCUUUCAUACGUGUUUAUGGUCAAGACCCUUCCACACCGGCUAACAGAACUUCUAAGCUUCUCUUUUCAACUUUAAAGAAUGAAAAGAAUACCCACCUCUAUGUACAGGCAGAGUGUGUGCUGGUAAAAAUUGAUAUUCGUUGCCGUGUUCGAGGGGAUGUGGUUCUUGAAUGCAUCCACCUGGAUGAAGAUCUCGUUCGUGAGGAGAUGAUGCUCAGGGUUAUGUUCCACACAACAUUUGUACGGUCAAAUAUAUUGAUGCUUGGCCGUGAUGAUAUUGAUAUUCUUUGGGAUGCCAAGGAUCAGUUCUCAAAGGACUUCAGAGCAGAGGUACUUUUUCUGGACGCUGAUGCUGUUGUGCCUAAUCUCACCACAGUUGUGGCAAGUGAAGAUGGAAAUGAGACAGGGAGUGCUUCACCUGAGGAAUUUUUUGAGGUGGAAGAGAUCUUUAGCAAUGUAAUGGAUGCACAGGAAGUGAAGGUGGACUUCCACAGGUCCAUGACUCACAACAAUACUCUUAAAGAUAUAGAUCAGAAAGAAGUCUGGAAGGAGGAUUUAGAUCCUCAUGCAUUCCUAGACUGUACGUCAGAUGAUGGGAAACACAAAAAGGACAGAAAGGCGGAUUCUAAUAUUGAUGCGGUGAAGGACAUUGCUGUUGACGACGUGAAGUACAAGCUGGAUGAGGUGGAUUCAAAUCUCGAUGCAGUGAAAGACAUUGCUGUGGAUGAUGGAGAUAUGAAGUCAAAUUCCAUCCUGAUUGCUGCUGAUGUGCAGAAUCAGACUGGAACUAAGGAAGUGGUAGAAGAGGUGUGUCGGAAAUUGGAAGAGAUGGAAGAUAUAAUUAAUGAAGAAGACUCGGCUAUACAGAAGAGGUUCGAGACCAAGAUUUCACAACAAAAAGUGAGUGCUGAGGUCUCUAGACAAAAAGCUGAGAAAUUGCAGCCACCUGCUUCUAGGAAACAGCCUUCAUUGAACACAAAAGUAGCUGCAGAAACAACUGCAGCAAAACAGAAGACUAAACAACUAGAAACUCAGGGUCCUUCGGCAAAAGUAGCUAAACCAAACGCAGUAUCUAGGUGGAUUCCCCCUAACAAAGGCUCUUAUACUAAUUCAAUGCAUGUUUCAUAUCCACCAUCAAGAUAUAAUAGUGCACCAGCUGCUUUUGCAAGUACUGCUUCCUCAAAAGAUACAAAUGCAAAUGCUAAAUUGAAGGCUUCUUCUGGGACUGUAGUUUCGAAGGAUGUGGAAAAUGAACCUAAACAUGGUAAGGUGGAUGCUUUGAAGCCUUCAAAGUCUGCACCAGAGACACUUACGGAGACACUUACGGAGACACUCACAUCCUGCUUGCCAUCAACACUACCACCAAUUCAAGAGACAGAGUCUUCCUCUAUUAUAACAGCACAUAUUGGCCUACAACAAGUAGUGCCCCCUCCACCUCCGCCUCCACCUCCUCCACCUAUGUCUCACAUCUCUUCAUUGUACACUCACCCUCCUAAGUCUUUGUCACCAGCUAUCUCGUUGUCACAGGUAGCUGCAAUAGCAACUCCUCCACCUCCUCCUCCUCCUCCACCGCCACCUCCACCGCCACCUCUUCUAAGUACAAAUUUUGUCUCCUUGAAGGCCCCUUCACCCUCGUCCUCUUUUCUAUCUCCUCCCCCACCUCCACCUCCACCUCCACCUCCACCUCCACCUUUAUCUGCUCCGUUAUCUAGCAGGCUGAAUACUGGUAUAGCUUUUCCCCCUGCACCUCCACCUCCCCCUCCCUUGCAAUCUGGUGGGCAGAAUAGUGGCACCAUAUUGCCUUCACAGCCUUCAUCUCUUUGGAAGGUUGGGUACUCUUCAGCUGCCCGUGUUAUGGUGGCAACUUCUCAAAAUUCACCACCUCCCCCUCCCCCUCCACCUCCUUAUGUUGUAAGUGCAUUGAAACAUCUUGGAGUUGAAGUACCUACCCCACCACCACCGCCGCCGCCACCACAUGCUCGUGUUACUCCACCUCCUCCUCCACCGCCGCCUCCUAUGGCUAGAGUAUCAUCUACUCCACCUCCGCCGCCCCCACCUCCUUUAUAUGGAGCUCCACCACCACCACCACCUCCAAUGCAAGGAGCUCCACCCCCUCCACCACCACCACCACCUCCAAUGCAAGGAGCACCACCCCCUCCACCACCACCUCCUUUACAUGGAACUCCACCUCCACCACCCCCACCACCAUUUUCAGUACAUGGAGCACCUCCACCACCUCCAAUGCAUGGAGCCCCACCUCCACCACCCCCUUCAAUGCGUGGAGCCCCACCUCCACCGCCCCCUCCAAUGCAUGGGGGACCACCUCUACCACCUUCAGGGCAUGGUGCACCUCCUCCACCUCCACCUCCUGGUGGAGGUCGUCCUCCUCCACUGCCUGGAGCACCACCUCCGCCACCACCUCCAGGGGGUCGUGGUCCUGGGCCUCCUGCUCCACCUGGUCCUCCAGGUGGUGCUCCACCACCUCCAGGAGGUCGUGGUCUUGGGCCUCCUGGGAGAGGGCGCGGACGUGGGAUUGGGGCUGCUGCCACAGGGCCUCGAAGGUCCUCCUUGAAACCACUACAUUGGAGCAAGGUGACAAGGGCGUUGCAAGGAAGCCUGUGGGAAGAACUGCAAAGACAUGGAGAGACUCAAACUGCGCCAGAAUUUGACGUGUCAGAGAUAGAGAGCCUUUUCUCUGCUACAGUUCCAAAACCUGCUGAUUCAGGAGGUAAAUCUGGUGGGCGCCGCAAGUCUACUGGUUCCAAAACUGAAAAAGUCCACCUGAUUGACCUGAGAAGGGCAAACAACACUGAAAUUAUGCUUACAAAAGUUAAGAUGCCGCUCUCUGAUAUGAUGGCUGCAGUUUUAGCAAUGGAUGAGUCAGUAUUAGAUGUUGAUCAGGUGGAAAAUUUAAUCAAAUUUUGUCCUACUAAAGAGGAGAUGGAACUUCUCAAGAAUUACACUGGUGACAAGGAGACGCUGGGGAAGUGUGAACAGUACUUUUUGGAGUUGAUGAAAGUGCCUCGGGUGGAGUCAAAGUUGAGAGUAUUUUCUUUCAAGAUUCAGUUCGGCUCUCAGGUUUCGGAAUUCAAAAAAAGUUUAAACACAGUAAACUCUGCAUGCGAGGAGGUUCGGAACUCUGGCAAGUUGAAGGAAAUUAUGAAGAGUAUUCUUUUUCUGGGAAACACACUGAACCAAGGAACUGCAAGGGGUUCUGCGGUUGGGUUCAAAUUGGACAGUCUACCGAAGCUCUAUGAUACACGUUCCAUUAAUAGUAAGAUGACACUCAUGCAUUAUCUUUGUAAGACCCUUGCUUCUAAAUCACCAGGACUUCUUGAUUUUCACCGGGACCUUGUCAGCCUUGAACCUGCAACAAAGAUACAAUUGAAGUCUUUAGCAGAAGAAAUGCAAGCUAUAAUCAAGGGGUUAGAAAAGGUCAAACAGGAGCUGGGGGCAUCAGAAAAUGAUGGCCCUGUGUCAGAGGUUUUCCAUAAGACAUUGAAAGAGUUCACUACUGUUGCUGAGACCGAAGUGACAUCUGUGACAAACCUAUAUUCUGUGGUGGGUAGAAAUGCAGAUGCACUUGCAUUAUAUUUUGGUGAGGAUCCUGCCCGUUGUCCAUUUGAGCAAGUUACUGCAACUCUCUCAAAUUUUGUUAAGUUGUUUCGGAAAGCACACGAAGAGAAUGGCAAACAGGCUGAAAUGGAGAAGAAGAAAGCAGAUAAGGAAGCUGAAAUGGAAAAAGCCAAGGGCAUUAAUCUCACAAAAAAGGCAACAAAAUAGGUGAAAAUGAUAGUUGUUAAGUUGUUUUGGAAAGCACACAAAGGGAAUUGCAAACAGGCUGAAUUGGAGAAAAAGAAAGCCGAUAAGGAAGCUGAAAUGGCAAGGCCAAGGGCAUUAACCUCACACAAAAAAGUAACACAAUAGGUGAAGAUUAUAGUCAUGCUACCACUGCAUGGGGAAAUUGAGCUCUCCUGCCAUACAUAAGAGUGUUCGGUUGCAAUGUUUCUAACCAGUGGCAAGGAGCAUAUUGUCUUUAGGACCCUGGUCAGAAUCCUUUUCUCAGUACUUGUGCAAAGGAAAGCCCUUCAAGGUUUUGUUUGGAUGAGGGGAAGGGGCAACUAGUUGAGUCCUCCGGCAUUUGAACUGAAUGCAUGAAGCUUAACUUAUACAUGCUUGACAAGAUGUUCAAUCAGAUGAUCAUGGUCAACUGAUCAAUCAUGUUGGAUAUCGUACAAAGGGACCAGACCUUGGCUUUCACUCGACAGUUCUAUACCAUUAACUGAGAAGCAAAGGUUCCCUAGGCAAUCUGGUUUCGAAUGCCAUCAUGAUGUCGGAUCUGGCCCCUCUGGCAUCCUUCUGAGAGAGCAAGUUCAGUCUUGAUUCAGCCUAGGAAAUCUGGUUCUGGCUUUCACCAUUCGUUUGGCAUAAACUGUACAGCACCAAGGAAGAUGCCUUUGGGAUUGUAAAGCACACUCCUGCUGUACCAUGAAAUCGUGUACAAAUCACACUAAUCCUCUCCUUAGUUUAGAAUUCAAUUCAUUUUCCUGUAACAUAACAUUUAGUUCCUCUUUCUUUUUCCUCGUUACAUCAAAAUUUUGGAUAGGACCCCGUCAUGAUAGAUGUUGUAUAGGUAAAUCAGGCUAAGAAAGAGAGUAGAAGACGGGGAUUUUUUAUUUUUUAUUUUUCUUUUAGUGGUAAUUGUAAAGUAACUAUAGGCUGAUUUAGAAACUGCUUGUUUCGUUCUUAUGGUUAAUUUAUGAUUGAAGAACGAAGAUGCAA
Molecule: messenger RNA, 5893 nt
Organism: Prunus dulcis (almond)
Lineage: Eukaryota; Viridiplantae; Streptophyta; Magnoliopsida; Rosales; Rosaceae
Product: formin-like protein 20
Exons: 17
Coding region: 443-4894 (1483 amino acids)
Source: RefSeq, a predicted model, not a curated record